This is a messenger RNA of Pelobates cultripes (western spadefoot toad), 1066 nucleotides long. The record is from the annotation of a GenBank genome assembly. Lineage: Eukaryota; Metazoa; Chordata; Amphibia; Anura; Pelobatidae.
AUGGGCGAACGCCCCCACCAACUCCGACGGGACAUACCUCCUACGGUGCUCCCGGUUCCUGCUGAGCUCGUGGUGAACCUGGAGUCAUCUGAUUCUAGACCCACACUUGCUCUUCAGAGAAGCAUCAAUAGGGACCCUGACCAUAUUCUCUCCAGACCCACCUAUAGCAGGUUGGAUAGCCAGGGGCAUACAUAAAGUAAAGGACCUACUGGAAGGAAGCAAAAUCAAACUGUUCCCUGAUCUCCAGCGGGAAUUUUCUCUACCCCAAAGGGACAUGUACCUCUACCUUAGAACAAAAAACAUCCUGUUACCUCACACACGCAAAACAAGUGCAGGGACUAAAGACCCACCCCUGCUGCUCAAUAGGGUCCUCACCAUUAAGUUUGGGAAACCUCUGUCCAUGUGCUAUAAUGCCCUUCUGGAGGCCCAAUCGUGUGAGGAAAGAUCCAAUAUGAAACAAUGGGAGGGGGAGCUAGGCCACCAACUAACUAUGGCACAAUGGUACGAGGCACUAUCCAACACAAAGAGUGCAUCCAAGAGCCUCUCGCUGUGGGAAGCAUACUGCAAAAUAGCCAUGAGAUGGUACCUGGUCCCACAUAGACUGGCAAAGAUUUGCAAGGGCGCAUCCAAGCUCUGCUGGCGAUGUGAGGGGGGAGCGGGUACCAUGCUACACAUGUUCUGGGACUGUCAUUCAUUGGGUGCAUUUUGGACACAGAUACAAAACCUCAUCUCGAGCACUACAGGCCUCCUUGUUCAGUUGCGACCAGAACACUACCUGCUACACAUGAUACCUGGAAUUUCACCACACCCCCACAAGAAAGUACUUAUAAACAUACUCAUGGUAGCAAAAAUCCUACUAGCCCAAAACUGGAAAAGCAAAACAAUACCAACCAUGGCAACAAUCACGGAAAGAUUGGAUGUCAUAAGCUCGUACGAGCGGAUGGCUAGCAGGGUGCAGGGACAGGAAAAAAAAAAUAUGAUAGAGAAUAGGCAAGUUGGAACCUUAGGUCAUGAGCUCCUGCCCCUCGUAGAGUACCCAACUCAGACACUAUCAAUCACAAAGUAA